AUGGAAUGCACUAAUGAUAUAACACAAACUAACAAUGGUAAUAAUCAUAGUAAUAUAAUUAAUAAUGAUUUAGAUAGUAAUAAUAAUAAUAAUAAUAAUAAUAAUAAUAAUAAUAAUAAUAAUAAUAAUAAUAAUAAUAAUAAUAAUAAUAAUAAUAAUAAUAAUAGCCUACCCCCCACUACCAUAACAACUUCAAACAGUAUCGGAUAUGUUAAUAGUACUAUUUCUACAGUUAAUUUUCCAGUUUCACAUGGAUCUUUUGUUAAUAGGAGAAGAAAACAUAAUGUAGAUAGCGGUGGAAGUACUGAUAAUAGUGGAACUGAAGGUAACUCUGGUGAUAUUGUUGGUAGUGGUGGUAAUAAUAAUCUUAUAAAUGAAAAUAAUAAUAAAAAUAAUGAUAAUAAUAGUAGUGGUGGUAGUAGUAGUAAUAAUAAUAAUAAUAAUAGUAAUACCAAUAGUAAUAUUGAUAAUAGUAAAACCAUUAACAAUGAUAAUAUCAAUAAUAAUAAUAACAAUAAUAUCAAUGGUGGGAAUAAAACUGAAAUUUAUGAUAAUACAGGUAUUGAAAAUAAAAUUUUAAAUCAACAACUUAAAAAACAACAGCCUCAAGAAAAUAUUGGACUUGGGAAAUUUCAACACCAAAUACAACAAGAAUUACAAAAUAAACAACACCAAAAGCAUAUUAGAUAUCAACAACAACAAAUGAAAUUAGAGGAAGAGCAAAAGAAAUUUCAACCUCAAAGACCUCAAAGGCAAAGAGUGCCACCUAAAUCAUUUAGUUUCGAAGCUACUUUAAAUGGUUAUGAUGAUGAUAUUGAUGAAAUUCAUUCAAAUAAUAGACAACGUAAAAAACAAAAUACUAAUAAUAAUCGAAACAACAACAAUAAUGAUGACGAGGGAGAAGAUGAUAAUAUUUCAUAUAAAAUACAACAACAGCAACAGCAACAGCAACAGCAACAGCAACAACAACAACAACAACAAACUUCGCAGAGACAGAAACAAUAUCAACAACAGGAAGAUGAAGAAGAGGAGGAGGUUGAGACGGAACAAGAUGAUGAUGAUGAGGAAGAACAACAAGAGGAGGAGAAUGCUUAUAGUGAGUAUGGAGAAGAGGAUGUUGAUGAGGAAAUGGUUGAAGAAGAAGAAGAAGAAGAACAAGAGGAGGGGGAAGAGGAGGAAGAAGAAGAGGGGGAGGAGGAACAACAAAAUAAUAGGAAGUAUACAAUUAGUCUAAGACCAAGAAGUAGUAAAUCGCCACAAUUCCCAAAUUUCAUUGAUAAUGAUCUUGAUUAUAAUAAGAAAUCCAGAAAAAGAAAUAAAAUUACUACACCAGUACCAAGAAGAAGGUAUACUAGUAUUUAUGAUUAUGAGGAGGAAGAAGAAAAACGACCAGCUACUUUAUCAAAAUCAAGAUCAACUCAAAUUGCUUUAUCACAAAAUGAUAUAAAUUUAUUCUUUAAAAGAGGUAAAAGAAAGCAACCAUUUAAUUUUCAAAGUAUGUUAAAUAAAGAAUUAAAUAUGGAUAAUAAUAAUAUUAAUAAUAAUAAUAGUAGUAGUAAUAAUAAUAGUAAUAAUGCAACACCAUCACAAACUCCACCUCAACAAACUAGAAUUAAAACAAGGAGUCAUUUACCCUCCUCAACAGUUGAUCAAGAAGAAGAAUUAUCUCAUUCAACUACAAAUACUACUCCAUCACCAAAUAAAAGAAAUCAAACAACACCAACAACAACAACAGCAGCAGCAAUAACACCUUUAUCUACAAAAGAAAAUUCACCAAGUAAAAUUUCAACAAGACAACAUACAAAUAGGACAACAUCAACAACAACCACUGCGACAUCAAACCCACAUCAACAACAUCAACAACACCAACAACAACAACCAGCACAAUCAUCAUCAUCAUCAUCAUCACAUCCACCAUCAAAAAGAGUUAGAAUUCCAACAAAUAGAUAUGAUCCAUCAAAAGUUUAUGAAAGAUCAAAUUCUAAUAGAUCAAUAUCUAGACCAUUACAACCAACAACAUCAUCAUUUUCAAAUAGAUCAGGUUGGAGAUAUAAUAAUAAUAAUAAUGGUGGUCAACAAUUUGAAAACAAUAAUGAUGAUUUAUCUGAUGAUGAAUUUGGUGUUGGUAAGAGAGGUUCAUCAGGACCAUUACCAAUUAAUUUAAGUGGAAAUAAAGAUUCAGAACCAUUAUCAAUUGAUAAUAAGAUUGGAUUCUCAUCAAUUGGUGGAUUAGAUAAACAUAUUCAACUAUUGAAAGAGAUGUUAAUGUUACCAUUAUUAUAUCCAGAGGUAUUUAAUAAAUUUAAAAUCCAACCACCAAAAGGUGUACUUUUCUAUGGCCCACCAGGUACUGGUAAAACAUUACUUGCAAGGGCAUUGGUGAAUGAAUGUAAUGUUGGUGGUCAAAAAGUAUCCUUUUUCAUGAGAAAAGGUGCAGAUUGUCUAAGUAAAUGGGUGGGUGAAGCAGAGAGACAAUUAAGAUUACUCUUUGAACAAGCGAAAGCUAUGCAACCAUCGAUUAUUUUCUUUGAUGAAAUCGAUGGUUUAGCACCAGUUAGAUCAUCACGUCAAGAUCAAAUUCAUAAUAGUAUAGUAUCAACACUUUUGGCGUUAAUGGAUGGUUUAGAUAAUAGAGGUCAAGUGAUUGUUAUCGGUGCAACCAAUAGAAUAGAUUCAAUUGAUCCUGCAUUAAGAAGACCUGGUAGAUUUGAUAGAGAAUUGUUAUUCACUUUACCAUCAAAAGAGGCAAGACAUAGAAUCUUAACAAUUCAUACUGAAAAUUGGUUACCUAAACCAUCAUCACAAUUAUUAUUAGAGAUCUCUGAUCAAUUGGCUGGCUAUUGUGGUGCUGAUAUCAAGUCUUUAUGUUCAGAAUCUGUUUUAUGCUCAUUAAGAACAACUUAUCCUCAAAUUUAUAAAACUUCAAAUAAACUUCAAUUGUCUGUUGAUAAUAUUUUGGUUGAAAAAUCACAUUUUCAAGAUGCAAUGAAAUUAAUAACACCAUCUUCAAAACGUAAUUUAAUUUCAUUCUCAAAUCCACUUUCUUCAAUUUUAAAACCAUUACUUGAACCACAUUUAAAUUUAUUAUUAAAAAAAGUUGAUUCAAUUUUUCCAAUUUCACAAUUAAAAAAUCAAAAUAUUCAAAAUAAUCAAAAUAAUAAUAAUGAAAAUAAUCAAAAUAAUCAAAAUAAUAAUGAAAAUAAUAAUAAUAAUAAUAAUAGUAAUGAAAACAUUAAUAAUAAUAAUAAUUUUAAGCAAUUAUUUAUAAAUAAUUUAAUGAUACAAAAUUUUUCAGUUUAUAGACCAAGAUUAUUAAUUCAUGGUGAACAAGGUAUGGGACAAAUUCAAUUAGCAAAUUCAUUAUUAUAUCAUUUAGAAGAGUUUCCAAUAUUUUCAAUUGAUAUAUCGGCAUUGAUUAGUGAUCCAACUUCAAAGACGGUAGAAGAAUCAUGUAUUAGAAUAUUAUCAGAAGCAAAGAAAGCAUCACCUUCAAUCAUUUAUAUUCCAAACAUUGAUUGUUGGGUUAGUAAUCAAUUUGGUAAUUUAUCAGAGAUUUUAAUUUAUUUUCUUAAAACCAUAGAUUCCAAUCAAUCAAUUUAUUUAAUUUCAACAAUGGAAGAUUCAAGCGCAUCAACAAUCAAUAAUAGCUCACCAAUUAUUGAUGAAUUAUUCUCUUCAAAAUUUGAAAUCUCAAAACUAACCAAAAGAUCAAUUAAAGAUUUCUAUGAAAAUAUUGUAAAUGAUAUUAAAGAGGUUGGUAUUACCAUAAAGAAAGCAUUGACUGUAAAGAUUCAAGAAUCUCAACAAUUACCAAUAGUACCAUUUCAAUCAGACUCUGUUAGAGAAUUGAAAAAAGAUAGACAAUUAGUUAGACAACUUAGAAUAUUAUUACGUGAAAUGGUUUCAAAGAUUAUUUUCGAUAAAAAAUAUCUCUCCUUCUUUAGAGAUGUCAAUGCUGAACAAUUUCCAGAAUAUUAUGAACUCAUAAAGAAUCCAAUGAGUUUACAAAGAAUCUCUCAAAAUUUAGAUUCAUAUGAAUACAUAUCUUUAGAAUCUUUCUUAAAGGAUAUAGAUUUAAUAGUAACCAAUACAGAGUUGUACUAUCAUUUCAAUGAUUCAAAUUCUUUAGAGGCAAUCAAAGCAAACUCAAGAUCAAAACAAUUACAAGAUGAAGUUUUAUCAAUGGUUGAAAAUAUUGAUCCAACUUUAAUUUCAUCAUGUGAUAAUAUCUCUAAAAAAUAUUCUGAAAAUUUAUCUGUCUUGUAUAAUCAAAAUUUUAGUCAUUAUCAUCAUCGUAAUCGUAGUAAUAGUAAUAAUAAUUUAAAUAAUAAUAAUAAUAGCCAUAAUCACCAUCAACAAAAUAAUAAUCAUCAUCAUCAUCAUCAUCAAAAUAAUGAAAUUGAUCCUAAAUUACACAAUAAUAGAAAUAGUAAUAAUAAUAAUGUACCAGUUAGAAGUGCAAGAUUAAGGGGUGAAACUGCAACUUUAACUAAUGAAAUGGCAACUCAAUUCUUUAAAAAGAAAAGAAAGAGACCAUCAUUAUCAUCAUCUUCUAAAGAUGAUUCAAUUAGUAAUCCAUUAUCACCACUCUCUUCUCCCUCCAGAAAUUUUGAAAAUGAUGAAGAAGAUGAUAGUAAUAUUAAAAAUAACAACAAUAAUAAUAAUAAAGGAAAUGAAAAUAAUCAAGUGACUGAUAAUGAUGAUGUAAAUAAUCCUUCAAUAGAUUCGGAGAAUAAUAAUGAAGAAAAUGAAAAAAAUAUUGUUAAAUCCCCUACCCAAGUAAUCCAAAAUAGUGCUAAUGGUGAUAAUAAUGACGAAGAAAUUCAAAACAACAACAACAACAACAACAACAACAACAACAACAACAACAACAACAACAACAACAACAACAACAACAACAACAACAACAACAACAACAACAACAACAACAACAACAACAACAACAACAAUGUAAAUCAUGUAAAUAGCGAAAAUAUAAAAAGGACAACAACAACAACAACCACUUCAAUAAAUCCCAAUUGUAAUCAAGAUCAAAUGAGUAUUGGUGAUGAAGAAGAUGAUGAUAACAAUAGUAUUGGAGAGGAUAUAAACAGUACUACUAGUAAUGGUCUUCAUCAAAAUAGCGCCAACAAUGACACUAAUAAUUUGGAGAAUAUAUUGGAUGACGGUUUUAAAUAUAAUGAAGAUAAUGAUAAUAUUUUAAAAAGGAAAGAACAAGAAUUGGUUGAAACUUUAGUAAACAAAUCAAUUGAUUAUAAUGUUGAAAAACUUUUAAAAAAUCAUUCAUCUAUUUGUAUGAUAGUUUCAGAAUUAAUAAAGGAAAGAGAAAUUAAAAGUAGUAAUGAUAUUUUUGAAUUCCAACUCAGAGUUUAUGAUAGAAUUUUAUGUCACCUUGGUGAAUAA
This is a messenger RNA of Dictyostelium discoideum AX4, 5403 nucleotides long. Its product is annotated as bromodomain-containing protein. The record is from RefSeq and is a predicted model, not a curated record. Lineage: Eukaryota; Evosea; Eumycetozoa; Dictyosteliales; Dictyosteliaceae. Gene Ontology annotation, biological process: regulation of gene expression. Gene Ontology annotation, cellular component: nucleus; chromosome; chromatin. Gene Ontology annotation, molecular function: ATP-dependent histone chaperone activity; ATP binding; ATP hydrolysis activity. The coding region runs from base 1 to 5403 and encodes 1800 amino acids. The transcript has 2 exons.